Messenger RNA from Cuscuta epithymum, 2228 nucleotides. The record is from the annotation of a GenBank genome assembly. Lineage: Eukaryota; Viridiplantae; Streptophyta; Magnoliopsida; Solanales; Convolvulaceae.
AAUAUUAGUGUACUCCGUAUGUUUUUGUAUUUUCUAUGACCAUAACUCUGUUCUUUACUAGCAGAGGAGUGACUACUGCCCCCAUUGCUCUCUUCAUUCACUCUUCACACUGAUCGAUACAAACACCCACACUCUGAUUCUUAAGCCACUCCGUAGAUCUAAGGCAGAACUACCUCUCUCGAACUUUGGCUUCAGAUUGGUCCAAAGUGACAGACGAUGGCAGCAAUGGAUGUUCAAACAACAUGUGGGUCAUUGUUGCAGCAACUGCAGGAAAUAUGGGAUGAGGUUGGCGAAAGUGAUGAAGAGCGGGACAGGAAGCUUCUCCAGUUGCAGCAAGAAUGUAUGGGUGUUUACAAGAGAAAGGUUGACCAGGCUAUGAAUACAAGGGCUCAACUCCUUCAGGCACUAGCAGAUGCCACCGGUGAACUUGCAAAGCUUGAAUCAGCACUUGGGGAGAAGUCAUCUGUUGGAAUUCCAGAGCAGACAUCAGGAACAAUCAAGGAACAACUUUUGUCUAUAAAUCCUGCACUAGAAAAGUUAUGGGCGCUGAAAGAGGAGAGGGAAAAUGAGUUCUUUGAUGUGCAAUCACAAAUACAGAAGUUAACCAAUGAGAUUUCUGGGGCCAGUGGCCAGACGGCAAGUCCAACAGUGGAUAAGUCUGAUUUAUCCCUGAGAAGAUUAGAUGAGUUUCAUGCUCAACUCCAAGAACUUCAAAAAGAAAAGAGCAAGAGGUUGCACAAGGUUCUUGAAUUUGUAAGCACUGUGCAUGAUCUUUGUGCUGUUCUUGGGAUAGAUUUUUUCUCAACUGUUACUGAAGUUCACCCAAGUCUGAAUGACUCGACUGAUUUUCAAUCAAAAAGCAUAACUGAUGAUACACUGAUGAAUCUGGCAAAAACAGUCUUGGCUCUCAAGGAUGAUAAGGAGCAGAGGUUACAAAAGCUUCAAGCCUUAGGAGCUCAACUAAUUGAUCUUUGGAAUUUGAUGGAUACCCCUGAAGAGGAAAGGAGGUUGUUUGAUCAUGUUACUUGCAAUGCAUCAGCUUCAGUGAAUGAAGUGAGCGUUCCUGGUGCUCUUGCUCUAGAUAUAAUUGAGCAGGCUGAAGUUGAAGUUGAAAGACUUGAUCAGCUAAAAGCUAGCAGGAUGAAGGAGAUUGCCUUUAAAAAGCAGGCUGUGCUCGAAGAAAUUUUUUCACGUGCUCACAUUGAGAUUGAUACUGAUGCAGCUCGAGAAAAAAUCAUGAUGACGCUCGACUCUGGUAAUGUUGAACCUGUGGAGCUAUUGGCUGACAUGGAUAACCAGAUUACAAGAGCAAAAGAAGAGGCCCUGAGUAGAAAAGAAAUAUUGGAUAAGGUUGAGAAAUGGAUGUCUGCUUGCGAAGAAGAGAGCUGGCUUGAGGAUUAUAAUCGGGAUGAGAAUAGGUACAGUGCGAGCAGAGGUGCCCACUUGAACCUAAAGCGGGCUGAGAAGGCAAGGAUAUUCGUCAACAAAAUUCCAGCUCUUGUUGAUGCCCUGGUUAACAAAACAAGGGCAUGGGAAGAAGAACAUGACACAUCAUUCACUUAUGAUGGCGUUCCCUUGCUUACCAUGCUAGAUGAGUAUAUGACGCUGAGGCAUGAGAAAGAAGAAGAGAAAAGAAAGUUGAGGGACCAAAAGAAGGUUCAUGAUCAGACAAGCAAAGAACAAGAAAUGGCCACCACACCAAGUCCUGCUCGACAACUAGGUGCAAAGAAGGUUGUGGGUCCACGAGCAAAUGAGAAUGCCUGUGUAGCUACGAGUAGCAGGAGGCUAUCACUAAACUCUCAUCAGAAUAGUCCACGGUCAACAACUAAGGAGGGCGGUGUGAAGAGAGAAAUCGCACAGGCAGUUGCUCCUGUCAACUAUGUCGCCAUAUCAAAGGAAGAUGCAAUCUCUCAUAUUUCUACCCGUGAGCCUACUCCCAACAACACUGCAUUAAUCAUCAGUCAAUAAACAAGAGCUAGAGAGUGGGUGUGUGGGUGUAUAUUGCUGUUACAUCUGUAUCACUUAUGAGAUCGCCCGUAGUUCAGUUGCUGUAGUAGAUAAUAAUAACUGUGAAGUGACUCACUUCAUAAAUAUAGGGAGGCUAUAAGAAUAAAGCAGCUUAUCUAUGUUGUCAUGCUUUUGUGAAGUCAGCUGCCCUAUACCACUGUACAAUCCUCCCAUGGGUUUAAAAGAUCAAUAAAAAAUAAUGCCCGUUUGUGCGGUCAAAG